Messenger RNA from Mus pahari (shrew mouse), 2881 nucleotides. RefSeq names its product thrombospondin type 1 domain containing 1 (gene Thsd1). The coding region runs from base 194 to 2749 and encodes 851 amino acids. The transcript has 5 exons. The record is from RefSeq and is a predicted model, not a curated record. Gene Ontology annotation, cellular component: cell periphery. NCBI's taxonomy places the organism in Eukaryota, Metazoa, Chordata, Mammalia, Rodentia, Muridae.
GAGUUUUGGACCCCGGCGUGCAGCUGCGGGACGGGAGAUGCUCGGUCAGUCACCCUGUGGCCGCUGAGGCUCUCCUCUCACUUCCGCCGUGCCAGCCAGACCCGACCCGAGGUGCUUUUGGAAAAAAAAUCCCACAAUUUUGGUGUGAGAAAGGACAUGAGGAGACUACAGGCCUGGGAUCUUCCCGAUCAGAAUGAAACCCAUGUUGAAAGACUUUUCAAAUCUCUUGCUGGUGGUGCUCUGUGACUAUGUCCUUGGAGAAGCUGAAUACCUCCUCUUACAGGAGCCAGUCCAUGUGGCACUGAGCAACAGAACGGUGUCAGUGGGUUUCCACUACCUCAGUGACGUCAACGGGACCCCGAGGAAUGUGUCUGUCAUGCUGUGGGAGGCCAACACCAAUCGGACUCUUACCACUAAGUACCUCCUGACCAACCAGGCCCAAGGGACACUUCAUUUUGAAUGCUUCUACUUCAAGGAGGCUGGUGACUACUGGUUUGUAAUGAUCCCAGAAGUGACAGACAAUGGCACGCAAGUUCCCCUCUGGGAGAAAAGUGCCUUUCUGAAGGUAGAAUGGCCUGUCUUUCACAUCGAUUUAAAUAGGACCACCAGGGCAGCAGAAGGCACCUUCCAAGUGGGUGUUUUUACCACCCAACCGCUCUGCCUGUUUCCUGUGGACAAGCCAGACAUGCUGGUGGAUGUUAUUUUCACUGACCAUCUUCCGGAGGCAAGAACAAGUUUGGGACAGCCGCUGGAGAUCAGAGCCAGCAAAAGGACAAAACUCACUCAAGGUCAGUGGGUCGAGUUUGGCUGUGCACCCGUAGGGGUGGAAGCCUACGUUACAGUCAUGCUGAGGCUGUUGGGUCAAGACUCAGUCAUCGCUUCUACAGGACCAAUUGACCUGGCUCAAAAAUUUGGAUACAAAUUGAUGAUGGCACCGGAAGUCACGUGUGAGUCUGUGCUGGAGGUGAUGGUUCUGCCACCUCCUUGUGUCUUCGUCCAAGGAGUCCUGGCUGUUUACAAAAAGGCCCCCAAACACCUGGAGGAGAGGACUUUCCAGAUGGCUGAAAACAGGCUGCCCCUGGGAGAGAGGAGAACGGUGUUUAACUGCACUCUGUUUGACGUAGGGAAGAACAAAUACUGCUUUAACUUUGGAAUUGUGAAGAAAAGCCAUUUUUCUGCAAAGGAAUGCAUGCUAAUUCAGAGAAAUAUAGAAACUUGGGGACCAUGGCAGCCGUGGAGCCCGUGUAGCACCACGUGCGGGGAUGCUGUCCGAGAGCGUCGCCGCCUGUGUGUCACUUCUUUCCCCUCCAGACCCAGCUGCUCUGGAAUGUCCUCAGAGACCUCUCCAUGCUCCCUGGAGGAGUGUGCUGUUUUCCGGUCACCAGGCCCAUCGCCUAUUCCACCCCAGGACCCGGUGAAGUCCAACAACGUGGUUACCGUCACAGGGAUCUCCCUGUGCCUGUUCAUCAUCUUUGCCACGGUGCUCAUCACUCUCUGGAGAAGGUUCGGCCGAGCCCCCAAAUGCAGCACGCCCGCUCGCCACAACUCCAUCCAUUCCCCUGGCUUCCGGAAGAACUCGGAUGAGGAGAACAUCUGCGAGCUGAGUGAGCCUCGUGGAAGCUUCUCGGACGCGGGUGACGGACCUAGGGGAAGCCCAGGGGACACAGGCAUCCCAUUGACCUACAGGUGCAGUGCAUCAGCUCCUCCUGAGGAUGAGACCUCCGGCAGUGAGAGCUUCCAGUCCAACGCUCAGAAGAUCAUCCCACCCCUGUUUAGCUACCGCCUUGCCCAGCAGCAGUUGAAGGAGAUGAAGAAGAAAGGGCUGACCGAGACCACCAAAGUGUACCACGUGUCUCAGAGCCCCCUGACAGACACUGUAGUGGAUGCCACGGCCAGCCCCCCCUUAGACCUGGAAUGCCCCGAAGAGGCAGCAGCAAGUAAGUUCCGAAUCAAAUCUCCAUUUCUGGACCAGCCUGGGGCAGGUACUGGGGAAAGGCCCCCCUCCAGGCUGGAUGGCAUCGUGCCUCCGCCCGGCUGUGCGGUCAGCCCCAGCCAGACCCUGAUCCGCAAGUCGCAGAUGAGGUCGACUGGCGGUAGAGAUGGCUCGUCGGAGAGGUGCCACUCCAGAAGUUCCCUCUUCAGGAGGACUGCUAGUUUUCAUGAAACCAAGCAGUCUCGCCCUUUCCGGGAGAGGAGUUUGUCAGCCCUGACUCCCCGCCAGGUCCCCGCCUACAGUUCCAGGAUGCGGACCUGGGACCAGAUGGAGGAUAGGUGUCGGCCUCCCAGUCGAAGUACCCACCUGCUUCCAGAGAGACCAGAGCACUUCCAAGGGGCAGGUCGGACCAGCAGUCCUUUGGGUCCACUCUCCAAAUCCUACACUGUGGGGCAUCCCAGGAGGAAACCGGACCCGGGGGAUCGUCAGGCUGGAUUGGUGGCAGGAGCUGAGAAAAUGGAGCCUCACCGAGCUCACAGGGGACCGUCCCCCAGUCACAGGAGUGCCUCAAGGAAGCAGUCUUCCCCCAUUUUCCUCAAAGAUAGCUACCAGAAAGUCAGUCAGCUUAGCCCUUCUCACUUCAGAAAAGAUAAAUGCCAGAGCUUCCCCAUCCACCCCGAGUUCGCCUUCUAUGACAAUACCUCUUUCCGCCUCACCGAGGCUGAGCAGAGAAUGCUGGACCUCCCAGGAUACUUCGGCUCCAACGAAGAGGAUGAAACCACAAGUACACUUAGCGUGGAGAAGUUAGUGAUCUAGGCUAGGAAGCAGGGCUCACCCAGGGUCCUACACCCUGCUGGCAAUAUCCCCUGCUCACAUACUUUCUGUUGGCUGCAUUGUACAACCGUGGGAAUUAGUUCACCCAGAUGAUGUGUGUGUGUGUGUGUGUGU